AGCGCACCUGUUGAGAUGGAAGCCUCAGAAGGGCAGGGGGGUGAAGGGGACAAGCCACUAGAGAAGGGGACAGAUGCAUCCUGCUUAGAGAGGAGCACUAGUGCCAUGCCCACCAGAGGCUCACUUGUGUGCCAUGCCAAGGGCCUGGGCCAGGACACCUUCAAAAUUUGUAAAGAAUAUCUAAGGCCACUGAAGAAGUUCCUGCGAAAGCUGCACCUGCCCAGGGACCUUCCCCAGAAGAAGAAGCUAAAGUACAUGAGGCAGAGCCUGUUGGUCCUAGGGGACCACAUCAACACCUUUCUGCAGCACUACUGCCGAGCCUGGGAAAUCAAGCACUGGAAGAAGAUGCUCUGGCGAUUUGUCUCCCUGUUCUCAGAACUGGAGGCAAAGCAACUUCGCAGGCUCUACAAGUAUACCAAGAACAACCAGACAGCCAAGUUCCUGGUGGCGUUCUGCCCCUUGGACACCCCGGUGAGCUCCCUGCUGGCCGACCAGGAGGACAGUCUUCCCAAGCUCUGCACUGCCUGGGGGCUGCACAGCCACCUCAGCGGCAUGAAGGAGAGGCUGUCCAAGAUGCAGGCCCCGGGCCGCCAGGCCUCCCUGCUGGGGGAUCCAAGAGCCGGGGACCACGGCAGGAGAGGUUCUUUAAGGAAACUUCCUGAAAAACCAAAAUUCAAGAGAAAGAGGAUUAAGGAAGCCCCAGAAACUCCAGAAACCUGCCCACAAGAAAACCCAGCUGGGGCAGAGGGCCAGCUCACCCUGGAUCCCAGAGCACCUGCAUCUGGGGGUGGGGGGCAAUGAGGGGAAAGAAUAAAUUGUCUUUAUCAAAAGGAUGCUCAGGUCAGAAUUAUGUAUAAGUGGGGCGAGGAAAUAAACAUCCUUAAGACAGUU
Molecule: messenger RNA, 891 nt
Organism: Hippopotamus amphibius kiboko
Lineage: Eukaryota; Metazoa; Chordata; Mammalia; Artiodactyla; Hippopotamidae
Gene: CHCT1
Product: CHD1 helical C-terminal domain containing 1
Exons: 6
Coding region: 16-801 (261 amino acids)
Source: RefSeq, a predicted model, not a curated record